CGCAAAACACAGCCAGACGGUUUCAGGAGACCAAAUGCCAGCUUCAUUGAAAAAGCUCCGUUAUCGAGAAUAGAGACAGGAGGGACAGACGUUUCCAGUGUGCAGACACACACAUAAUAAUACACAGAAAACUCUGGGGAACUCGGGGAAAAGGACAUUUUCACAGCCUCAAGAACUUCGGUAGGAGAAAGCAGAAAGAAGACAAAUCGUUUCAAAUAUAAAUCAAGGGCAGUGGACACGCGGGAGUUGAUUAUUCAUUCCGAUAACUUGUGGAAUUAUAAGGGUAACAAAAAAUUUAAAAAACUACCUCUCCGCCAUUUCAUAUUUGUAUUAAAUUGUUCAUUUUCUUUAAAAUUUUCUUUUAUCACCUGUCCUCGGAAGAGCUGACAGCCAGACGGUGUAGUAGAAUUGCAGUGCAGUGCGUAAAGAAACUGAACGCAGCACCAGGAGACGGAACAGCUCACUGCGUUUACCAACAAGAGACAGUGAGGAGGAGUGAGAGAGACAGACUGAUUUUUUUGUAUUCUUGUAUUUUUAUAUCAUAUUUAUUAAUUUAUAGCCUACGCGAACAUAUUUAUUUUUUUCCAUUGUUGGUUCUGUUUGGGUCAGAUUUUUUUUCUUCUUCAUUUUUUGGAAUAUGGUUGGGGAAAUGGAAUCGAAGGAGAAACCUAAGCCCACCCCAGACUAUCUCAUGCAACUCAUGAAUGAUAAGAAACUGAUGAGCAGCCUACCCAACUUCUGCGGGAUUUUUAACCACCUCGAACGGCUGCUUGAUGAAGAGAUCAGCCGGGUGCGCAAGGACAUGUACAACGACACGCUAAACGGCAGCACAGAGAAGKGGAGCAGRGAGCUCCCUGACGCAGUGGGCCCCAUCGUGCAGCUCCAGGAGAAGCUCUUUGUCCCUGUUAAAGAGUACCCCGAUUUUAACUUUGUGGGCCGGAUCCUGGGACCACGGGGGCUGACAGCCAAGCAGCUGGAGGCAGAGACAGGAUGUAAAAUCAUGGUGCGUGGAAAAGGCUCCAUGAGGGACAAGAAGAAGGAGGAGCAGAACCGAGGAAAGCCCAACUGGGAGCACCUCAAUGAGGACCUGCAUGUCCUGAUCACGGUGGAGGACGCUCAGAACCGCGCUGAGAUCAAGCUGAAGAGGGCCGUGGAGGAGGUCAACAAACUACUGGUGCCUGCGGCGGAGGGAGAGGACAGCCUGAAGAGGAUGCAGCUGAUGGAACUGGCCAUCCUCAACGGCACCUACCGAGACGCCAACAUCAAGUCACCUGCCCUUGCCUUCUCUUUUGCAGCGAACGCCCAGGCGCCCCGCAUCAUCACCGGCCCCGCCCCUAUGCCCCAGAAUUCCCUGCGCACACCCACCCCGGCCGGCCCCACCCUAAUGCCCCUGAUCCGACAGAUCCAGACCUGCAUGCCCAAUGGCUCGCCCCACCCGGGCGUCAUGACCCAGGGUCCCGAGUCGGGCCUCAUAUACGCGUCGCCGUACGAUUACCCCUACACGCUGGCCCCUGCCACCUCUAUCCUUGAGUACCCCAUCGACUCCAGCGGGGUGGUUAGGCUAGGAAUGCCGUGCCGCCUGGACGAGGUUGCCCGGCAGCCCCCCACCAACACUACACCCCACGGCCAGUGGAAUCCGCCGCCCCACGCUGACUCCGCUUGUUUUGGUCAUGUUGUUGCAAUCCGAGCAGGUGCAGUGACUACUAAAGUUCGAAGGCACGAACUGCGGGUCCAUCCUUACCAAAGGAUAGUGACCGCAGACAGAGGUUAGUUUAGCUCCUACGCUUUUGUGUUUUAUUGCUAAUGCCUGCUCACUGUUGGUCCUGAUCUGUUUUGCAAUAUGUACAAAUUGUUAAGCUAGUCGUCCCAGUUUGUGAUGUGAUGCAACAUUCUGCACCCCCUUCCUAGUCUUGGCCUCUGAGAACGUUUAUUUAGGUGAUUCUGAGGAAUAGUGACCACAACACAGUAGGAUAAUGAUGCUUUUGCAAUCUAGGUAGAGACACAAACACGCAUACCUGCAUUUAUAAAACAAACUCCUCCACUCCAUUAUUUCGAUGACUUUAUGAAUCUGACAUGAUGUUGAUGACAAAUAAUGGACUUCUAAAAGAAAGAAGAUAUAAUUAUCUGUGUUUUAGUUUGCCCCUCUGUGGAACGAGAAGGUUGCAAUUUUAUGCACUUAAGUCUUCAACUCCUUAUUAAGUGGAUAAUGUUACAUUAUAAUUGAUCAAGUAUGUCCAUUUUGUAUUUAUUUGUUUGCGGAAAUUACUUUUUGGAGAAUCUGACCCAUUUUAUUGUCAAAGACAACACAAAAGUAGUGGGUGUAGACCUGUCAUGUCCUAUUUGUUUUUUUCACUGUCUAAUUGGACUGCAGUAGCUUCCCAUUUUCACUACAGUAAUUUAGAAACAAAAUUAAAAUGUUUAUUUAGUGUCAAAAGUCUCAACAACGGCCUUAUGAGUAGAGAGGAGUGGACUCGUGGUGGGCUUUAGACUGGAAAUAGCUUAUUCUGCAGAUAGGUAAACAAACACAACUGCCAAACCCUUUACUCUCUGAAGUCUACCCAUUUCCUGCCCUCUUUAUUUAAGUCCAUGCUUUUACUACCCUCACUGAAUGUUGAGAAUAACUGAGGAAGUUAUUUGAGAAGAAACCAUGUGUGAAGUUACACAGGCAACUAGGAUCUGCAGUCUACAGUGUCUUCUCUUGUUCAUCCUUAGACCUCAGUGCUUCAUACAACACGUGUGCCUCGUACAUACACACACUGUGUAUCAUCACAUUUACAUUUCAUUACAGAUAAUUACUCGUGACCUAAUCAAGGAAACGGUUGCAAUGUGCCAGGAGAUUUGACGCCAAUGCCAAUUGAUAACAGCCGUGUAUUUAUCAAUAAGGCUACAUUUUAGUACAUACAUUGAAAUAGAACAAUCCAGUGAAAUUAAAUGAAAGUUCAAUACCCAAAUUAAUGAAUCACCUUUUUUUGCUGCUAAAUGAUAUGGAACAAUUAAAGAGAGAGUUCACCCAAAUGACAAAAUAACAUAUUUGUUUCUUUACCCUGUCAGCAGUCGGACAAGGUAUGACACAGCAACACAUGUUUUGGUUUAGUUUCCCUGACACUGUUUCCACAGUAAUCCAUUUUGUAAUUUGGGUGAAUUAUCCCUUUAACGUAUAGCACUGUAUGUUCAUCGUGUACAGUCACAGCGUCGCACUUUAUACGUUGUUGGACAUUGCUUGAAUCCUUAUACUCUUGAAAAGAAAACAUAUUUAUGCCUAUCAUCAACAUGAUCCAUCACAGUAAUGAGUCAGUGAUAUUCUUUACAAAAAAAGUUCAGAGACACACAGUAUAUUAUACAAACUGUAUCUAAGGAUAUUCAGAUUUCACUGUAGAGCAGACUGUGAAUUGCCUCUGAAAACAUUACAGACCGAAUCUGCCCUAAAACAAAUGAGUAAUGUAAAAAAUAACUGUAACAUGGAGUUACUUAAGAAGUGCAUAUUAUUACUAAAAGGUCAAACCUUAAUCAACAGUUAAAAAUAUGAUAAUGGUAACGGAUAGGUAACACUGACAUAAUUAAUGAGAAACCAACAUCAGAUUAAAUUGCACAAAGGCCUGUAUUUAAUCUACCUCUUCAUAGGUUUGGCCCCGUACUCUGAUUAACAGUUUUACAACAUUAAGAGUUUGGUCAACACUUUAUCCAAACGUUAAGGUAAUACAAUAUAAUAUGAUUGACAUUUGAUUCAGUGCGGUUCGGAUGGUGAACCAUGAGGCAGGUGGAUUGAGUGCAGGCCAACCAGUCAAACCUGUGUGUUUAGAGGCAGGCUGUCUCUGAUGGAGGCAGGGGAGGAGGCAGAUGUAAAAUGGCAUCUGAAAUGUGGGUUUCUUUAUCAGCUCAUGUUGGCAAAGAUGUUGAACAGUCUCAGUAUAGUAUCAAAUAAGUGCAUAAAUUUGGGUCUAGAGAUUUAUACAGUAUAUUCUGAUUUAGAUCUUCCUCUGGACAUUUUACAGUGCAUUUGAAAGCGUUUACAACAGCUCUCACGUUUUCUCAAACUCUUAGUACAGUAAGAUGUACAGUCUCUUGUCAAUCUGGUGAAGAAGCCACACCUUUCUUCAUUUUGCUUCGUUUGAAAAGAGAGACUACGCCACAGAACUUAUUUUGCACUGAAUGAUUUUAAAAAGUCAAACGCAUUUUUCAUCUCUUCUGGUCCAGUCAGAAGGGCAGACAUGUUUAAAAAGUGAAAACUACGACAAACCUCAGACGAUGAAAUGAGUAAAGUAAUACAUGUAUGAUCUAAGCUGAAGAAGUCUUAAACGGACCACUGUGGAGUGGACAGAGAAUUCUAGGGUCCACUUGAUGGAUGAGAAAUUGCCAGAGUAUGAAUGCAUUUAUUGAGAAGAAAAAUCACCUUGAGACAUUUUUUUUAUGUUUUACUGUAAGCUUCUUUUUAUUUGUUGUUGUUGCAAAGAAAAUAGUAUAUACUUGUGGCUUCUUGAAAUAUAUAUAUAAAUAUAUAUAUUAAAAAUAUAAAGCAGGAAUGUAUAUGAAAUGUCAGAUUUUACUUGUAUUUUGCAAAGAAAUAGCAAGGAUUAUUCUAGAGGGCUAUUUGUAGGAAAGACACAUAGCAGCUUUAUAGAACCACUUUAGAAAAUGUCCUAUAUUUUUGAAUAUAUUUUAGGGCUUUAUACAAAAGACAGGACCUUUUCAGUGUUUAUAUGCAAGUGCAUUUUAUAUUAUGUGUCCUGUGAAUUGUCUAUUGUCUCCUAAGCUGAGGGUACCGGCUGAAGUGACAGCUUUAGCAUGCUCACAGCUUAAACUUCCAUGGCUAGUGUGCUAUUCUAGAAAAUACCAUGUAGUGUUGCUUUGUAUCAUUAAGGCAAAGAUUUUCAUGUUUGUUGUAAAUAGAAAACAUACUUUAAAAAGGCAAUAAAAAAUUAUAUUGAGUAAAAAAAACUAUA
This is a messenger RNA of Salvelinus sp. IW2-2015, 4940 nucleotides long. The record is from RefSeq and is a predicted model, not a curated record. NCBI's taxonomy places the organism in Eukaryota, Metazoa, Chordata, Actinopteri, Salmoniformes, Salmonidae.